This is a messenger RNA of Gopherus evgoodei (Goodes thornscrub tortoise), 568 nucleotides long. Its product is annotated as interferon lambda-3-like. The record is from RefSeq and is a predicted model, not a curated record. NCBI's taxonomy places the organism in Eukaryota, Metazoa, Chordata, Testudines, Testudinidae. The transcript is spliced from 5 exons. Gene Ontology annotation, biological process: defense response to virus; innate immune response; cell surface receptor signaling pathway via JAK-STAT. Gene Ontology annotation, molecular function: cytokine activity. Bases 1 to 516 code for a protein of 171 amino acids.
AUGUCUACAGAAGCCUUUCGCAAAGGUGCUCAAAUGAAGAAGUGCCACCUCUCAAAAUACAAGUCCCUGCCACCCCAGGAACUUGUGACCUUCAAGAAUGUCAAGGACAGAUUUGAGGACAUCAUGCUGUUGUCAGACCGAAAAUGCAACACCAAGAUUUUCCACCGAAACUGGGAAGUCAAAGAGCUGUCGGUGCACGACAGAGUGAUCCUGGUAAAGGAGGAGCUGCACCUCAUUAUUGAUGUGCUGGAGAACAUUGGGGAUUCCAGUCUGUCUGAGCUGCUCGGGAGGCCAUUAGAAAUUCUGAAACAAAUCAGAGAGGACUUGAAGAGCUGUACCAGACAUCAGCCUGACAACCAUCAACGCUCCAGGAGGCUGACUAGCUGGCUCCAAAAAUUCCACGCAGCCAAGAAGAUGGAAACUCCAGGAUGCCUGGAAGUAUCUGUGGUCCUCAAUCUCUUCCGACUGCUGAAUGAAGACUUGAAGUGUGCAGCCUUCAUGGAGUCCUGCACCUAAACACCAGGUCUUUACACCGUCUCACCUCAUGCAUCUAAUCAGACACUGCAGA